Messenger RNA from Erythranthe guttata (spotted monkey flower), 657 nucleotides. NCBI's taxonomy places the organism in Eukaryota, Viridiplantae, Streptophyta, Magnoliopsida, Lamiales, Phrymaceae. The record is from RefSeq and is a predicted model, not a curated record.
AUGGUUGAGCAGGCAUUAGGUGGGGUUUAUUUGGUAUUGAGUUUAUUAGGGUUGACAGUACUGUAUUUGACGAGAAAAUGGGUGGUAGUAUACAAGAAAGGCGGGGGGGGCACGAAGAAACUGCCACCGUCGCCACGUAAGCUACCAAUCCUGGGGAACCUUCACCAAGUAAGCGACCUGGGUCACGGGCCGCUGGAAUUGCUCGGCAGGAAGUACGGGCCGAUAAUGCUUCUCCAGAUGGGAAGCAAGCCCGUGAUUAUCGUCCAAUCGGCGGAUGCGGCUCGGGAGAUCAUGAAAACAAACGAUCUCCUAUUCGCCGACAGGCCGCACACGGUAACCACCAAGAGACUAUGCUACAACCUCAAGGACAUGUCCGUAGCGCCUUACGGCGAGCACUGGCGGAAUCUUAGGAGCAUCACCACGCUCAAGCUCCUGAGCGCCAAAAUGGUCCAGUCUUUCGAUUUCAUCCGCCACGAAGAAACCUCACUUCUUAUGGAAGAAAUCAAGAAUUCGGCGCAGCCGGUGAAUCUGAGCCGGCUGUUUUGGUCGCUGGCAAAUGACGUCAUCUGCAGAGCAGUUUUUGGGAGGAAGUACAGUAGCCAGAGCCAGGGGGAAGGUGGGGAUGAUCAGUUUCUGACGCUUCUCGGGGAGGCUUGA